Molecule: messenger RNA, 666 nt
Organism: Acanthosepion pharaonis
Lineage: Eukaryota; Metazoa; Mollusca; Cephalopoda; Sepiida; Sepiidae
Source: the annotation of a GenBank genome assembly
AUGUUAGUAAAUUGGAAGAGAUAUCUAUCUAGUUAUCUUGCUAUCUAUCUCAAUUUGCUUCUACAAUUCGGCAUCCAUAUCUAUCUAUCUAUCUAUCUAUCUAUCUAUCUAUCUAUCUAUCUAUCUAUCUAUCUAAAUUCAUACUUAUUUUCCUUUUUCUAUCUUUUUUCUUUCUUUGUAUCCUAUUUCUUUCUUUCACACUGUUGUCAUCUUCCUUAUUUUGGGAUUAUUACAGUUUUAUUUAUGUUAAUGUAUUCAUUCUUUUUUCAAUUUUCUAUCUUAUUACAUUUCCUUUUCAUUUCGUUCUUUCUUGAUUAUUUGCUUUAUUCCUUUUAUUUUCUUUCUUGUUUGGGAAUAAUUAUAUUUUCCCGCCAAUCUGUUCAUUCUUUUCCCGUCUUCUAUCUUUCUGUCAAUCUUUCUUAUUUAUUUAUUUCUGUCUUUCUUUAUUUUUUUUUUAUUUUUCCAUUUUUUUUAUUCAUUCUUCCUUUUUUUUUUUCUUCGUUCUUUCUUUUUCAUUUCUGUUCUCCAGGACAUAUCUCAAAUUCUUUCCAAGUCUUUCACUAUUUUCUUCUUCCUUUGCUGUUUUGCCGUUUUACAUUUCUUUCUCCUUCGUUUAUUUAUCCAUUGCUUUUUUUCAUUGUUCUUUUCUUUUUCAUUCUGGUUUGA